Molecule: messenger RNA, 549 nt
Organism: Dentiscutata erythropus
Lineage: Eukaryota; Fungi; Glomeromycota; Glomeromycetes; Diversisporales; Gigasporaceae
Source: the annotation of a GenBank genome assembly
AUGGUUACAGACACGCCUAUACAAGAAAAUGACAACUACAAAACUGUUAGCUAUUAUCAAAAAGCAGCAGAUAUGAGAAAUGCUGAAGAGAAUCACCAGGCUAAAUUUAUACCUAAAUUCCAAGAAACCAAACCCACUGAAUUUGAAGAGGUGGAAGUCUUUAGGGCAAUUGCCCAAGAAUACUUCCCUGAAGAAAUUGAUAGAGAAACAGAAACUAUCCCUAGGGACCUUAACACAGAAGAAAGUGAAUGGGAAGAUUAUAGUACUGAUGAAUAUGAAAUUUGGGAAUGUAAAUUAGACAAAGAACUCACCACAAGUGAAAUAGAGCAUAAAAGGUAUCUUCAGGACCUCUUAAUUGAAUUGGCUAUAGAAGCUGAAAUAGAAAUUACGUGGUCCACUCAAAAUGGUUACCAAUAUGAGCCUGUAAGCCAUAGUAAUCUUGAAAGUAACCCACAACCCAUACUAUUAAACGAAGCCUAUCAAAUUGACAUACCCCUAUGGGGAGAAAUAGCAAGAGGGCUGGAAUUCGAGAAUAAUGAUGAGGAAUAG